AUGGUCAAGCGCUCAGCGGAAAUCGAGCCAGACGUAGAGGCGGAUGAGCGACAUCAGGAAGCAGCCGCUCCCGGAAGAGGCGCGAAGAGAGCGAGGAUCGAGAUCCAGGCCGAUCUCGACCCAUUCGCCAUUUCUGAUCAAUGCGACCGCCCACCACAAUACCCCGCUCUCUUCAACCCGCUGUACUCGACCUGGCGGCCCAAUCCGCUUCCCGCCCGGCCGUUCCGGACCCACUCCGCCCCGUCCUCCCCUACCUCACCUACCAGCUCGGCCCGCUAUGACCACAGCAGUCUCACUGGCAGCCUCGAUCUCGCCUCUUCAACCUCUACGAAACACUCCAUUGCCACCCUCAGUUCCGAAGGCUCGGUAGUUGACCUCGAUGUCGACUUCAGCCUGGACUUCGCGGCGCUAGACCUAGCUGGACAGUCUGAACCGGACGAGUCUGGCUCGGUCGAUCAUCGGCAGCGACGGCGCCUACUCGGCCGACCAUCUUCGGACAGACGAGCUUCAGCCGACCACGCACCCACAGCGACGCCCGCUCUCGCACCAAUCACGCCCACCACCGUCAUUUCCACGGCUGACCCGGGGUUCAUCGUCAUAGUCAGCUCGACAAGGUCUUGCCUAGCCUGA
Messenger RNA from Dioszegia hungarica, 630 nucleotides. RefSeq lists its product as uncharacterized. Bases 1 to 630 code for a protein of 209 amino acids. The record is from RefSeq and is a predicted model, not a curated record. NCBI's taxonomy places the organism in Eukaryota, Fungi, Basidiomycota, Tremellomycetes, Tremellales, Bulleribasidiaceae. The transcript is spliced from 3 exons.